AUGGCCCACAACGACACCAAUAACAACAACGACACGACUGAGGAAUUUGAACAGAUCAUGGACAGGGUCGACCGCCAACAAGCGGUGGUUAGCCAACAGGCACGUAGGCUGCAAGAAGAGCUGAAUGAAUUCCGAGCAGACGCAGAACACAAAAUGAAGCAACUCAUAGCAAAACAGCACGCAUGGGAGGACGAAUUCUUGGCAUUUCUUGACUUGCUUGAUGAAUUGAAGAGAUUCACAGAUCAACACGAGCAGCAGCAGCAGGCCUAG
Messenger RNA from Talaromyces rugulosus, 270 nucleotides. RefSeq lists its product as uncharacterized. NCBI's taxonomy places the organism in Eukaryota, Fungi, Ascomycota, Eurotiomycetes, Eurotiales, Trichocomaceae. The coding region runs from base 1 to 270 and encodes 89 amino acids. The transcript has a single exon. The record is from RefSeq and is a predicted model, not a curated record.